CUUCUUUCUUUCUUUCUUUCUUUCCUGUCUGGCGUUCUAUCUGAUGAGUCGAUGAGAUAAAAGUAAAGAUUAGUUUCCUCUGAGCUUCAUUAUCAUCUAAAAUCCCCUCCUAUUAAAGAUUCUCUCCUUAACCUAAUUUUCAAGAUGUUUUUAGGGUUUUGAGCUUGGUUUCCGUAUUUCCUUCUUUAUUAUUUCAUAUUCUAAACCCUGGACUCAAUAACCAUGGCCGUUCCCAAUAUCUCUGCAAUUUCACUCAAGUCUCGUCUUUCUUCUAGAUUAUUGCAGCUCCCCUCGGUUCGUCGACCCUGCACUUGCAAAUCUAAUUCUUACAAUGUAUCAUCCGUCAAAGGAUCAGUUCCAGUGCUUCAUAGGUCAUUAUUGGGCCAGUUUUCGGCUGAAUUUGGGGGAUCAAUGCAGUGCCCUGGUGCCAAGUUUCUCGCUCAAAUUUGGAAACCAUGCAGGGUAAAAGGUGAAGACCUUGAAGGAACUUUAAGCAGUGAAACUAUCUUGGAUGAGGAAGCCCUGGAGAAGGAACUGCAGACUGCCAUUGAACAAGAAAAUUACGCCAAAGCCGCAAAAAUCAGGGAUAGUCUCCGUUUUCUGCAUGAAGACGGCAAGGCUUCUGUUCUAGCAGCAAAUGCGCGCUUCUACAACUCAUUCAGGCAAGGAGAUCUAUCAGCGAUGCAAGCUUUAUGGGUGAAAGCUGAUCAUGUCUGUUGCGUGCACCCUGGCGUAUCUGGAAUAUCUGGUUAUGAUCUAGUUAUGGGAAGUUGGGAAUUUGUCUGGGCUGAGUAUGAAUUUCCGCUAGAGAUAGAGGUGAAAAACGUCCAAGUCCAUGUAAGAGGUGACGUUGGAUACAUAACAUGUUUAGAAAUAGUUAAGACCAAAGGAAGCAGUUGGGGGAAACAAUUCGCGACAAAUGUCUUUGAGAAAAUUGAUGGUCAGUGGUUUAUGUGUAUUCAUCAUGCAUCUUAUAUAGAUUUGUGAAGUAAUAUGGAUCUUUAGUGAUAAUCAUAAUAGCAACAGAAAAGAAGUUUAUUUUCAUGAAAUGAAUAGAAAUAAAUGGCAAGCUAUUUCUGUAGCAUGCUGUAUUGAAUCUACUUGUAUCUCUA
Molecule: messenger RNA, 1112 nt
Organism: Papaver somniferum (opium poppy)
Lineage: Eukaryota; Viridiplantae; Streptophyta; Magnoliopsida; Ranunculales; Papaveraceae
Product: F-box protein SKIP8-like
Exons: 3
Coding region: 223-987 (254 amino acids)
Molecular function (GO): protein binding
Source: RefSeq, a predicted model, not a curated record